AUGGGGCAGUCAUCUUCAAUCCCCGAGACUCCACCGCAGCGAGAAGCCUCCCCCAGCCGGCGAUUCAGCUUCAAGCAGCUACCGGUAAUGUCAACGCCGGACCAAAACGACGACGAAUCUGACCGUUCUGACACCGUCGACGGCCGCGACUACACUUUGGAUCUCCCCGACGAGUGCUUGGGGAUCAUUUUCCAUUGCCUCGGCUCCGGCGACCGGAAAAGAAGCUCCCUCGUCUGCCAGCGCUGGCUCCGCGUCGACGGCGAGCACCGCCACCGUCUCUCCCUGAGCGCGCAGGCCGGAAUCUUGCCGUUCAUUCCUUGCAUAUUCGCUCGGUUCGAUUCGGUGACGAAGCUCGCGCUCCGAUGUGACCGGAAAUCGAUCAGCAUCGACGACGAUUCUCUGGUCUUGAUCUCCGUCCGGUGCAGGAACCUCACGCGCCUCAAGCUCCGCGGCUGCCGGGAGAUCACCGACCUCGGAAUGGCGGCGUUUGCUCAGAAUUCCAAAGGAUUGAAGAAGCUCUCCGUCGGCUCGUGCAUGUUCGGCGCUAAGGCCAUGAACGCCGUGCUGGAGCACUGCACGGCGCUGGAGGAGCUGUCGGUGAAGCGGCUCCGGGGGAUCCACGACGCGUCGGAGAAGAUCGGAGCUGGCAAAACGCCGACGACGCUGAAAUCGAUCUGCCUGAAGGAGAUACUGAACGGUCAGUGCUUUGGACCGUUGAUUGUAAGCUCGAAAAAUCUCAAGACUUUGAAAUUGUUUAGAUGUUUGGGAGAUUGGGAUAGAGUUUUGGAAAUGCUUGGAAAUGGAAACAGGGGAUUGACUGAAAUUCACCUGGAGAGGAUUCAAGUGACCGAUUUGGGGCUUUCGGCCAUUGCGAAAUGCUCGAAUUUGGAGAUUUUGCAUAUUGUUAAGGCCCCCGAGUGUUCGAAUUUCGGGCUUAUUUGUGUUGCUGAGAAUUGUAAGUUGCUUAGGAAGCUUCACAUUGAUGGAUGGAGGACUAAUAGAAUCGGGGAUGAGGGUUUGAUUGCUGUAGCUAGGGAUUGCCCCGAAAUUCAAGAGCUUGUGUUGAUUGGUGUAAAUCCGACUUCAUUAAGCUUGGCUGCAAUUGCUUCAAAUUGCAAGAAAUUGGAGAGGUUGGCGCUUUGCGGCAGUGGAACAAUUGGAGAUGAUGAAUUCGCUUGUAUUGCCGCCAAAUGUGUAGCAUUGAAGAAGCUGUGUAUUAAGGGGUGCCCGAUUUCGAAUGUGGGACUUAAAACGCUUGCUUGGGGUUGCCCCAAUUUGGCCAAGAUUAAGGUCAAGAAGUGCAAAGGAGUGAGUGGUGAGGUUGCAGAAUGGUUGCGAGAAAGGAGAGGAUCACUGACUGUUAAUUGGGAUUCUGGAGAAAUUGUACCUUUGGAUGCUGCGGCUGGUUUGAGUGGAGGUGUAGAAAGCUCCAUGGAGUUUCCGCUUGAUCAUGUAGCUGUUACCAUUGCUCCAUCAAGUAGCAAUAAUCCAUUGGCAUUGUUUAGGACAAAGUUUGGGUUCUUUUCAGGUAGGAGUUUUGUUCCUUGCACAUUCAGAAGGUGGUCAGUUAGUGAGAAUAGUAACAAUGGAAACUUGUAGUUGAUCUUUGUUCACGAGGGCUGAAAAGAAGUUUACCCUCGGGUCCUUAGCUCACUAGUUUACAGUUACUGAUCAAUCAAUUUUCUGUAUCUGAUUUUUUGAUUGUUAAUGUGUAUGAAUUUUUCUUGAUCCAUCCUUAUUAUGUUUGCUGGAAUAUGUUUCUCAAACUUCUGAUA
Fragaria vesca subsp. vesca is the source of this 1775-nucleotide messenger RNA. RefSeq names its product F-box protein SKIP2-like. Gene Ontology annotation, molecular function: protein binding. Gene Ontology annotation, cellular component: SCF ubiquitin ligase complex. NCBI's taxonomy places the organism in Eukaryota, Viridiplantae, Streptophyta, Magnoliopsida, Rosales, Rosaceae. Gene Ontology annotation, biological process: SCF-dependent proteasomal ubiquitin-dependent protein catabolic process. The record is from RefSeq and is a predicted model, not a curated record. Bases 1 to 1599 code for a protein of 532 amino acids. The transcript has a single exon.